Messenger RNA from Thermothielavioides terrestris NRRL 8126, 1237 nucleotides. RefSeq lists its product as uncharacterized. Bases 142 to 873 code for a protein of 243 amino acids. Lineage: Eukaryota; Fungi; Ascomycota; Sordariomycetes; Sordariales; Chaetomiaceae. The record is from RefSeq and is a predicted model, not a curated record. The transcript has 4 exons.
CUCCCGUUUUCACGGCAACUUUCGUCGGUCUCGGGCAGUAAAGUAUCUGGCGGGAAUUCUUCAGCUCCGCCUUUCACCUUUCAAGUCCUCUGCGACCACUCGAAGCUGCUUUGAUGCAUUAAGCCGGAUCCCGCAAGCGCAAUGUCCGACGUGAAACCCGCUCCGACCCAGUGCGUUGGCCCCGACUACCGCUCGGAGAGCCAGAAACCCACGGCGGCGGUCUCGGCCGGGGUGGAAUUUGACACGGUCACCAUCCUCCCGCAGACCCCGCAGCUGAUUGCCCUGCUCUCGAUCAUCCGCAACAAGGACACACAGCGCGGGGACUUCAUCUUCUACUCCAACAGGAUCAUCCGCCUCCUGGUAGAGGAGGGCCUGAACCACCUCCCCACCAUCGAGCACACGGUCACGACACCAGUUGGGCGUACCUACGAUGGGCUGGCUUUUCAGGGCAAGAUCUGCGGUGUGUCCAUCAUGCGCGCAGGCGAGGCCAUGGAGCAGGGCCUGAGGGAGUGCUGCCGGUCGGUGAGGAUUGGCAAGAUUCUGAUCCAGAGGGACGAGGAGACGUCCCGGCCCAAGCUCUUCUAUGACAAGCUUCCGGAGGAUAUCGCCGACCGAUGGGUGCUUCUGCUCGACCCGAUGCUCGCUACCGGCGGCUCCGCUAUCAUGGCUGUCGACGUUCUCAAGGCACGCGGAGUGCCCGAGGAGCGAAUCUUCUUUCUGAACGUACUCGCAAGCCCACAGGGUAUCCAGAACUUUGCGACCAAAUUCCCCAAGGUUCGGCUGGUGACGGCUUUUGUUGAUCAGGGGCUCGACGAGAAGAAUUACAUUAUACCCGGUCUUGGGGAUUUCGGCGACAGGUACUAUACCCGGUGAAGAGUCGCUUCCCAACAAUCACGUACUCUUCCGCAUAAUUCCGGCGUAGCAUUACGUAUUCCACCUAGUAGCACGACUUUUCCAGAAUAUGCCUCCUCGUGACGUGUUGAUCGAUGUCGCCCGCGACCCGUUACAGGUUCCAGAACACCCUUCCCCGUCCCAACCCAGAGUUUUGAAGUAGUUGGAGUAAACGCCUGGCCUUUCGUAACCUAAAUCAAUCGUAGGGCUCAUCAUCCGGGACGAUGCCCUCGCCUUCAUAGCCAUCCAUGUCGUCCUCUUCAUUUAUCCCCCGGCUCGCCUCACCCGCACGCCUGCUGCUUAACUUGCCACCGUCUUGGCGCGCCUCCUCUGCAACAGCCUCUGC